Molecule: messenger RNA, 2670 nt
Organism: Parascedosporium putredinis
Lineage: Eukaryota; Fungi; Ascomycota; Sordariomycetes; Microascales; Microascaceae
Source: the annotation of a GenBank genome assembly
AUGCCUCGGAAACCGUGGGUUGUCCGGGCCAAGGAGCACCCCGGUGCGACCUUUGACGAGAUCCAGGACGAGCCCGCCUGGGAGAGCGGUCACAACCACCGCGUCGGCUUUCGCAACAAAGAGAAUCGAUUCGCCGGAUUUACCCAUGGCAUGAAGCCCCUGUCCCUCGAAGAAGAGGAACGCAUCAUCAAAGAAGCUAGGAAAAAGUGGAAGACGAUCCAGGAUAAGCAGGACAAAGGCGACCUGGUCAACUGGCGCGACAUUGUCGGAGGUCUGCACGACUUCCACCUCGUCCAUCCGGAACAGCGACCCCACGGUUGGCGGUACGUCUUGGAGGCGCAGGAGGACUGGGUCAAGUUUGGUCAGCCCUGGCCGGCCAACGCGAAGCUGGUGGAGCAGGCCAAGAAGGACCUGGCGGAAAAGGAAAAGGAAAAGGGCAAGACGGGGACCGGCGACGGCAGCGAGAAGGGGAGCGAUAGCGGAUACGACGACAAAGAUAGCAGCGGCGACGAAGCGUCUCGGGCUAAACGCACGCCAGCCAUCGAGGCGUUGUGGAGGGAAAAGGAGUACAUUUCCAACCUAGGCUUGGACAACGGCCUGCAUGACUCUCCGCUCGCCGACGCGGGAAAGGACCGCGACCCCGCGCCCGAGGCUCUUCUCGACGCCGGCUUAAUCACCCCCAACGAGCUGCACUACGUACGCAACCACGGCGCGGUACCGCGCAUCCUCUGGGAGUUCCACCAGCUCGACAUCCAAGUCGACGGCGGGGCCAAGAUGGUGCUGUCCAUGGACGACCUCGUGAGCCAGUUCCGCACCAUCAACAUCCCCGUCCUUCUCGGGUGCGACGGCAACCGCCGCGGGGAGAUGAACCGCAUCAGAAAGUCCAAGGGUUUCACCUGGGGCCCUGCCGGCGUGAGCUGCGCUUACUGGAGGGGCCCUUUGCUCAGGGACGUGCUUCUCGAGGCCGGGCAGCCGGACCCGUUCGGCCCCGACGCCGACCCCAACUCGGAACGAAAGCUGUGGAUGAACAACGAGCCCCUACCCGCGGACCACGGCUACCCCGUGCGCGUCGUCAUCCCCGGGUUCGUGGGCGGCCGGUGCGUCAAGUGGCUCAGCAAAAUCUGGGUCAGCGACCGGGAAAACGAGAGCUACUACCACAUCUUCGACAACCGCGUGCUGCCGAGCCACAUCACCGACAACGGGAGCGACGAGGCAAAAGCCAUGUACCACAACCCGGACACGGCGUGCAACGAGCAGGUGCUCAACUCCGUCAUCGCCAAGCCCGCGCACGGCGAGCGGCUCCCGCUCAAGAGCCUCCGCCGGGGCGACACCUACCGCGUCGAGGGCUUCGCCUUUAGCGGCGGCGGCCACGCCGUGCAGCGCGUCGAGCUCUCCCUCGACGGGGGCGAGACGUGGCGCUACUGCGAGCGGCGGUUCCCCGACCGACCCCUCAGGCACGGGCGCAAGGCCUGGGCCUGGGUGUUUUGGCACGCGGACGUGCCCGUGUCCGAGCUCGCGGGCGCCCACGCGCUGGCCGUGCGCGCCUGGAACGCGCUCAAGUGCACGCAGCCCGAGAGGCCGACGUGGAACAUCAUGGGCAUGAUGAACAACUGCUGGUACCAGGUCAAGCCCGAGAUCACGAGCAGCGACGACGCCGAGGAGCCGUACGUGCUCUUUCGCCACCCCGUCGAGCUCGAGUCCAAGGAGCCCGGUUGGAUGCGGUCGAGCGCCGAGAGCCGCGUGGAGGCGGCCAAGAUCGCGCCCGCCGACGACCAGAAGCGCAUCACGCGCCAGGAGGUGGAGAAGCAUGAUAAGCAAAACGACUGCUGGAUCGUGGUCGAGGGCAACGUCUACGAUGCCACGUCGGUGCUGUCGUGGCACCCCGGUGGCAAGGCGACUAUUCUCUCGCACGGCGGCAAGGUGCACCAGGAAACGACGGACGAGUUUGACACUAUCCACGAUAAUUUUGCGCGCAAAAAGCUGCAGGAAUGCCUCGUUGAGAUCAGCGGGGACACCAGAGCGUACACGUUCCAGCUCCCGGAAGGCAAGAUGAAGCUGGGGAUGAACACGUGCCAGCACGUCGAGGUCGGGUUCCACCUGCUGGACAAGAUGGUGACGAGGCAGUACACGCCCACCCGACCGUUCCUACCGGCGCCGGACGGCGUCUACAGCAAGGGCCACGACCUCGGCCGGGACUACGACGGCAAUGGCACGUUUGAGCUGACGGUCAAGACGUAUUUCCCCAACGAGAACCAGCCGGGCGGCGCCAUGUCCAACAUCCUCGACCUCAUCCCCGUGGGCGAGGAGAUUGAGAUCCGCGGACCGCUUGGCGAGAUCGAGUACCACGGACACGGGCAUGACAAGACCGAGAUCCGCCUCGUGGAUGCGAAUAAUACCGAGUCGGACAUACUCAUGCGCGAGGAACUCGAACGGUUCCAGGAGAAGAGUGGUGGCAAGUUCAAGUUGGCGUACGUCCUCUCAAAGGCCAGCGAGGAGUGGGCGGGUUACAAGAGCUAUAUCAAUGGUGAUAUCAUCCGCGAGAACCUCUUUGCCCCAGAUAAGGAUAGCAUCGUCAUUGUGUGCGGGCCGCCGGCGAUGAUUGCCAAGGCGGUCUUGCCAGCACUAACAGAAUGGGGCUACGUUGAAGAGCAGAAUCUUUAUGGAUUCUAA